Molecule: messenger RNA, 2130 nt
Organism: Cyphellophora attinorum
Lineage: Eukaryota; Fungi; Ascomycota; Eurotiomycetes; Chaetothyriales; Cyphellophoraceae
Product: Serine/threonine-protein kinase spk-1
Exons: 1
Coding region: 1-2130 (709 amino acids)
Biological process (GO): spliceosomal complex assembly; regulation of mRNA processing; protein phosphorylation
Molecular function (GO): ATP binding; protein kinase activity
Source: RefSeq, a predicted model, not a curated record
AUGCCGAUCAACAAAGAAGGUGGAUUCAACUCCCAAGAGCGACUUGGUACAAAGGGCAGGCCCUCGCAGCUCGUUCACCAGCGCUUCACUUGUCACUUGAUGACACCAGCAUCAAGCGGUUACAUCGCAGUCAGUGAAAUCGACAUGUCGCAACCACCAGCCAUCCGAUACAACCUCAGAUCAAGACAACACAGCGCCUGGCCGUCCACUCCUUCUCCUACUUCUGAAGGACAGAAGCCGGUGGGAGCCUCCACGGAUCAGGCCUCAGAACCUUCUCGUACACCCACGACUUCCUCGUCCUCAGUCAUCUCAUCGCCUUUGAGCUCCCAAUCCGGAAGCCAUGAGUCGUCAUCGUCGUCGAGUGACGACUAUGGCGGCGUUCCCAGCGUCAGCGAGCUUGGCACAGGAGAAGUGCUCUCAACUGGAGUCCAAUCUCCCUACUACAGACGUCUGUGGGGCGUGAACUGCGAAGAUCCCGGCAAAUAUCGGCCUGAAGGCUUCUGUCCUGUGGUCGUAGGAAUUUCUAUGAAUUCCAGAUAUGAGGUUGUCCACAAACUUGGCUGGGGCAGCUUUUGCACCGUAUGGCUUGCGAGAGAUCAUCAUAAGGGACGCUACGUGGCGGUGAAGGUCACAUCGGCGAAGGACACGCAAUUCGAUGGCUACGUGGAAGUAACUGCACACCUGGCCUUACAAAAGCGACUCGCUGAACAGGAUAGGGUGAGGCACAUUGUACCCCUUCUCGACUGGUUCGGCGUAGCUAGCGGCAAUGGUCGGCAUCUUUGCUUGGUUUUCGAGUUCAACGGUCCAAGCCUCGCAUAUUUCACCGACGAACAGUGCAAAAGGAGUCGCAAGCUUAAAGUACGUCCUGAUCAUGCCCGCAAACUUGCUCGAGAUGCCGCCGAAGGUCUCCAAAAAUUACACAACGUCGACAUAAUUGUAGGUGAUAUAUCUGCGGCCAACAUGGUCUUCAAAGUCAGCGACGAGAUCCAUGACUGGCCGAUCGAGACCCUCUACGAACGUCUUGGUCCCCCUCGUCGAGUGCCUCUUGUUGCAUGUCAAGGAUGGGAAUUUUUCGCUGAAAAGCAUGCGCCUGAUUUCGUGUACGAAGCGAUCGACUGGACCAAAGACAGGCGCUGGCAGUUUCUGGAACCGGCCCUCCGUUACAUUGAUCUUGCUUAUGUUUCCAUAGAUGGGAAGAAGACGAAUGCUCAUACCACAACAUACAGUGACUCGGGACCCGACUUCGGGCAGACCGAAGACCCAUUGUUCCCAUGGCUACGAACACGCGAGUCUGACGUCUUUGCUCUAGCAUGUAUCUGGUACGAGCUGCGAACUGGCGAGGUCCUGCAGAGUGUCUCGCUUCAGAAUCGGUGGGCGCUCUAUGGGGGCAGGCCUGUCUGGAAGGAGCGCAAGUUGCAACGAUUGAACGACGUCGCCGCCAGUCGCGCGCUCGCUGGGCGUCUCCGCUUCACCAUAAUAAGGCAAUUGCUGCGCACUAUAUCUGCCACAUUCACUGAGUUAUUGCUGGGUGGCCCAUGUCCGCAAGAGGUCUGUGAACGAUUUGGUCGCAGGUACUUGCGGUGUACCUGCGGCGAUUGCGGCGAAUUGCGCCGGAGAUACUGGUUCAGGGGAACAUUGCAGAGCGCGAGAAAAGACGACCGCAGCGAGUUCCGCAACAAACACAGGCGAAUAAGCCUAAAACGCCGGCUAUAUAACAUCGGCCGAGACUGGACUCGUUGGCAUGCAUUAACUGUUGCCCAACGACGAGCGGCAUUGAAUCGUCUUCGCGAUGCGCUUGACUUCAGGCGCCGUUACAAUGGGCAAGCCCUACCGCAAACGGACGAAGAGCUGGACACCGGCGCUCCGCCUCCUGUCAAGCUGAGCACAAGGGAGGCGCGUGACUUCGAGGAGGUUUUGCUCAUGAUGCUUACGGACAAGCGUCGCGACCGCGCAACGUUACAGGAGAUACUGGACAUGCCUUGGUGCGAUCUCGAGAACCAAGUUUAUCCUUUUGAAAAUGGAAAUCAGGUCGAGAAGAGAGAUCAAGAAGAGCCUUGGUGUCAGGCAUACUCCGCAGGACCGGAGGAUGCGAAGACUGGGUUCAUGUUCGAGGGCAAGCGGUAUAUGUAG